Molecule: messenger RNA, 5484 nt
Organism: Drepanopeziza brunnea f. sp. 'multigermtubi' MB_m1
Lineage: Eukaryota; Fungi; Ascomycota; Leotiomycetes; Helotiales; Drepanopezizaceae
Biological process (GO): siRNA processing
Cellular component (GO): RISC complex; nucleus; cytoplasm
Molecular function (GO): RNA binding; DNA binding; ATP binding
Source: RefSeq, a predicted model, not a curated record
AUGCCUUUUCCUGGGUACCUGCAGGAUCUCAGUCUCCUCAUCGAUGAUUGCUUAAUCCCCGCGGGCCCCGUGGACCCCGUAGGCGGAGAUGAGGGCAAACUCGACCAUCAUUCCAUCUCUACUUCUGCGAUUGCUACACAAAAUCCCUCCCCUUUCACUGACCUGAAACCCAGCACAUGGCAUGAUCUAGAGCUCUUGGAUGGAUCCCAUGAUACGAGUAAGACUAGAGAGAUUGAAUCAAAGGUCGAACAGCCGACUGGAGAUACCUCAUCUCUAUUCACCUCCAAAUCCUCCGGCGACGAUAUAUCAAGAUCGUGGACUCCGCUCGCAGCUCCUUCUUCGACCACUAUAACACCACUCAUCCUCCUCAACUGGAAACCUCUUCCUUCAACUGAUGAACGCAAUCGAGAUCUUCUGAAGCUUUUCAAUCUGCCUUCUUCCAACGGUCGCAACCCUCUGGCUUACCCGUCGCAGCCAGGAACGGAGAAUCUACCCGUCAUGGCUGAGACACCCCCGACCUCACCUUACCCGGCUCCAGCUGACUUGAGCGCCAAUACACCCCAUGGUCCAACCUCCGAAAACCCUCAGAACCCCAACUACCACACCAACUUUCUCAAGGCAGUUAGAGACGCUGGAUGCGCUCCGGCCUCUGCCUCAUCCUAUGCAAUCCCUCCACUCCGAGGUAUUUCCUCACAAACGGUCGCAGCAUCGCCCUUGGCUGCCAUCUUGGACACUGCUCUUGCUACCCGCAACACCGAAGCUGUUAUUGCAGAUCUCAAGCGCUCUCAACAGGCCCCCUCACUCGCUGUCCCUCCUCAUGCAAAGAGACGCCAAGGCUCAUCUGCAAGUGCUGGGACUUCGGUAUCCUCUGGUGGAACUUCCAAUGCUGUCGAGACAUGGGUGGAUAAAGCAACGGCAGAUGAAGACGAGGAUGGAAUCUACGAAAACGAUGAUCUUGAUGAUGACGAGCAGCAACCGGCUACAAAACCUCGAAAGAUCACUGAGCGCAAGAAGAAGCUAAAUGCUGUGGCUGACAGUUUUCUCCAGGACUACCUGCAAAAGUCGAUUGAAGAGGAAAAGCGAGGUCGUCCCAAGGAUGAGGCUCUCCAAUCGACCAGAUGGCUUGUCAACCAGGCCGAGAGUCGGGAAAUUAUCUCGACUCCUCGUCAGUACCAGACCGAGCUCUUCAACGAAGCCAUUAAUAAGAAUGUCAUCGCCGUGCUAGAUACGGGAUCCGGAAAAACCCUCAUCGCCGUCCUCCUCCUUCGCCACAUCUUUGCACAGGAACUCGAAGAUCGAGCAAAGGGCCUACCAAAGCGAAUCUCGUUUUUUCUGGUAGAUUCCGUUCAGCUUGUCUUCCAGCAACAUGCUGUCCUGAAGGCCAACCUUGACCAACCCAUGGAAAUGUUCUGCGGUGACAUGGGCAUUGAUUUGUGGAAAAAAUCUACAUGGGAGAAGCAUCUGGAUAAGAACAUGGUGAUUGUCUGCACCGCCGAAGUUCUCCGCCAUUGCUUGCACCACUCGUUCCUAUCCAUGGCUCAGAUCAAUCUGCUCAUCUUCGAUGAGGCUCAUCAUGCGAAGAAAGACCAUGCCUAUGCCCGAAUUAUCAAGGACUUCUACGUUACCCACGAGGACAAGCACACUCUUCCCAAGAUCUUUGGCAUGACAGCAUCACCUGUUGAUGCGCGUGUCGAUGUGCGAAAGGCUGCUGCCGAGUUGGAGUCGAUCCUCCAUUCCCAAAUAUGUACCGCCAGCGACCCAAAGUUGUUGCAGCAGACCAUCACGGUGAAGCAGGAACAGGCGGCUGCAUAUGCACCUUUGGGCCCGAGAUUUGAAACACCGCUGUAUGCGCAGAUGUUUGAGAGAUUCAAGAAUAACACUGUCCUCCGAAAGCCUCUGAACUUUGCGUUCGACGCCACUAAAGAAUUAGGGGCGUGGUGUGCAGACCAGGUCUGGCCAUUCUGUCUCGGAGAAGAGGAGUGCAAGAAGUUGCAGGCAAAGACUGAGCGUAAGUAUCAUGCUAAGAAAAUCCAAGAACCACUAGCAGUGCUGGAGAAGCACAAGGCUCAGAUCCAAGAAGCUCGAGACAUCAUGAAAGCUCAUGUCUACGAUGCUCCUGACUUCACAGACAAGACCGCGGGCUCGAAUAAUCUAUCAUCCAAGGUUGUCUUGCUGGUUCGGUACCUUCGAGAGAGAUUCGAGCGACCAACUGAUGACAAGGCGAUUAUUUUCGUCAAUCAGAGAUACACAGCUCGUUUAUUGGCCAAGCUCUUCUCGCAACCAAAUAUCGGCACCCCUCACCUACGAUGUGGAACACUGGUCGGUACUCGUAGCGGCGAUGCCGGUGACCUGAACCAGUCUUUUCGCGAUCAAGUACUUACCAUGGGAAACUUCCGCAAAGGUAACAUCAACUGUCUCUUCGCCACAUCUGUCGCGGAGGAGGGUCUCGAUGUACCUGAUUGCAAUCUCGUCGUGAGAUUUGAUCUAUACACCACCUUGAUCCAAUACAUCCAGUCUCGAGGACGUGCGCGCCAUCAAAACUCCAGAUACAUUCAUAUGUAUGAGGCCGGUAACACAGAGCACGCGACAAUCAUGUUGGAGGUGCGAAAGAAUGAGAAUAUUUUGAGGAAGUUUUGUGAGGCCUUGCCCGAGAAUCGCAAGCUGACCGGCAAUGACUACGACAUGGAUCAUUUCCUGGCUAAGGAGAAGAGCCAUCGGAUCUACAAAACCUCCACUGGUGCGAAACUGACAUACAAGAUGAGUUUGACGGUUCUGGCGAACUUUGUCGAUUCGUUGCCCCACGCGCAAGAUACCAACCUUCAACCCGAAUACAUCAUCACUGUUCACAACAGGCACUUCAUUUGCGAGACUAUCCUCCCAGAGGGCUCUCCUUUCAGAGGUUCCGUCGGUCGUCCCUGCUCAACCAAGCAAGUCGCAAAGUGCUCUGCUGCCUUCGAGACUUGUCUUGGGUUGGUCAAGUGCAAGCUUCUGGACGAACAUCUGCUUCCCACUUUUACGAAGCAACUGCCAGCAAUGCGUAAUGCGUUGCUUGCCGUUGAUUCGAAGAAGCGAGAGGCAUAUGAAAUGAAGACUAAGCCUACGUUAUGGUCCGUCGGUGGUGUCCCCGAGGAAUUCUUUGCUACUUAUUUAGUGCUGGAUAACCCAAAGGUUCUUGAUCGUCCUUCUCAACCUCUAGUGUUGCUCACGAGAUCCCGAUUGCCACAACUUCCUUCAUUUUACUUGCACUUUGGAUCAAAUCGUCAUUCUCCCGUAGAGAUGGUUUCAAUCGCGCAGUCUAUCAAGGCUACCCCUGAGGUGAUCGCCCAGAUCAACACGUUCACAAUCUACCUAUUCAAUGACGUCUUUAGUAAGUUGUACGAAUCGGACGUCGCGAAAAUGCCCUACUUCCUGGCUCCUGGAAUCUCCUUAAGUGAAGUCACCGCCAACACGGAUCUCUCUUCUCUUAUCGCGUGGGAUGUACUAAAGGCUGUCGAAGAUCAUGUCAUCAAGUGGGCCGACAAUCCCUGGGAUAACAAAUCCUGGCAGACGGAGCCGGAUGAGUUCUUCAAGGAUAAGUUCAUCGUUGAUCCAUACGAUGGUUCGAGAAAGCUGUGGACUAUCGGCGUCACUCGAGACCACAGCCCUUUAGGCCCCGUUCCCCCGAACAGCGCUCCACGCCACGGUACGAGAAAAAACAACAACAACAUUAUGGAGUACAGUUGUAGUCUUUGGUCCAAGGCUCGAGCUCGACGAACCUUUGAUCCAAAUCAGCGUGUAGUCGAGGCCGAGUUCAUCUCCCUCCGCCGAAACCUGCUCGAUGAGUUUGAUACUCCAGAGGAGGAGAUCCCUAAGAAGUGCUUCGUAAUCUUGGAACCUCUUAAGAUAUCUCCAAUUCCUACCUCUGUUGUAGCCAUGGCGUACGUCUUUCCCGCUAUCAUCCACCGCCUCGAGUCAUACUUGAUUGCCUUAGAGGCUUGCCAAUUGCUCAAUCUGAAGAUCCGCCCUGACUUGGCACUCGAGGCUUGCACUAAAGACUCGGAUAACUCCGAAGACCACGGCACCGAGCAAGUCAAUUUCCAACGCGGUAUGGGAAACAACUACGAGCGUCUCGAGUUUCUUGGCGACUGUUUCUUGAAGAUGGCAACCUCUAUCUCGCUGUUCGGCAUCCAUCCGGAAAACGAUGAAUAUAGCUACCACGUCGACCGAAUGAUGUUGAUCUGCAACAAAAAUUUAAAGAACAAUGCCGUGAAGCUGAAGCUUUAUCAGUACAUCCGCUCUCAGGCCUUCAGUCGUCGCGCCUGGUAUCCUGAGGGACUUGUUUUGAAACAGGGAAAGACUGCUGCAGCUCCUACAACGCACAAACUUGGCGAUAAGAGUAUUGCCGAUGUUUGCGAGGCUUUGAUCGGGGCCGCUCUUCUGACCUAUCAUGAGAGUAAGGAUAUGGAUGCGGCUGUUCGGGCUGUAACAGAACUGGUCUCCAGCGAGAACCAUCAAGUUACUUGCUUUGCUGAUUACUACAAGCUUUACAAGAAGCCGAAGUAUCAACUAGCGCAGGCCACAGAGAUGCAACGCAACUUGGCCGCGCAACUGGAGCAAGAGCACCCGUACCACUUCAAGUAUCCUCGCCUAGCUAGAUCAGCUUUCACUCACCCAUCUUAUCCAUACUCGUAUGAGCAUGUUCCCAGUUACCAACGUCUAGAAUUCUUGGGCGACUCUCUGCUCGACAUGGCAUGCAUCAACUUCUUGUACCACGCAUUCCCCGACAAAGACCCUCAAUGGUUGACAGAGCACAAGAUGGCAAUGGUUUCCAACCAGUUUCUCGGCGCCUUGUGCGUGUCUCUCGGCUUCCACCGCCAUCUCCUCCUCUUUAACGCCGGCUUCCAAAAGCAGAUCUCCGACUACGUCACAGACAUCACGGAAGCCCGAACGCAAGCCGAGGCCGAUGCCGUUCGAGCUGGAAAAUCUCCACAAGACUGCAAUCCCGACUAUUGGACCUCUGUUCGCCAACCACCCAAGUGCCUGCCCGACGUCGUAGAAGCCUACAUCGGCGCUAUCUUCGUCGACUCGGAGUACAACUACGCCGUGAUUGAAGACUUCUUCGACCGCCACAUCAAAUGGUAUUUCCUCGACAUGUCCGUCUACGACACCUUCGCCAACAAGCACCCGACUACCUUCCUCACCAAGUUCCUACAGAUCAACAUGGGCUGUGCUGAUUGGAGCAUCAUGACUCGUGAAAUCAAGCAUGUAGACGGCAGCAAACCGACGGUGGUGGCUAUGGUGAUUGUCCACGGCAAGGUAGUGGCCGACGCGAAGGCUGAGAGCUCUAGAUACUCGAAGGUCAAUGCUGCAAAGAAGGCUAUGAACCUUCUGAGUGGGCUGCCUUUGUCAGACUUUAGGAGCGAAUAUACGUGCGAUUGCAAGCCGGAGGAUGUGGAAAUUGAUGGGACGCAAGGGGGUGAGCAUUUCCAUGGCACUGCCGUUUGA